CAUAAAUAACAAACUAAAGUGCAUUAAUAUUUAAUACGGUGAAGUACAGAGCAGGUUAACCAGCAACACUUGAAAUACAUUGCGGCUGGGAGUUCACAGAGCAGAUUAACCAGCAACACUUGGAAUACAUUUUGGCCGGGAGUUCACAGAGCAGAUUAACCAGCAACACUUGGAAUACAUUGCGGCCGGGAGCUCGCAGAGCAGAUUAACCAGCAACACUUGGAAUACAUUGUGGCCGGGAGCUCGCAGAGCAGAUUAACCAGCAACACUUGGAAUACAUUGUGGCUGGGAGCUCGCAGAGCAGAUUAACCAGCAACACUUGGAAUACAUUGUGGCCGGGAGCUCGCAGAGCAGAUUAACCAGCAACACUUGGAAUACAUUGUGGCUGGGAGUUCCCAGAGCAGAUUAACCAGCAACACUUGGAAUACAUUGUGGCCGGGAGCUCGCAGAGCAGAUUAACCAGCAACACUUGGAAUACAUUGUGGCCGGGAGCUCGCAGAGCAGAUUAACCAGCAACACUUGGAAUACAUUGUGGCCGGGAGCUCGCAGAGCAGAUUAACCAGCAACACUUGGAAUACAUUGUGGCCGAGAGCUCGCAGUGCAGAUUAACCAGCAACAUUUGGAAUACAUUGUGGCUGGGAGUUCAGAAGCCUAAUGGCCCGGGAGAAGAAGUUGUUUCUUAUCCUGACCAUUCUUGCUUUUGUGCAUCGUAGUCUGCUGUCUGAUGGAGGAAAGUCAAAGAGGAACGCUGCAUCGACUGGUGGAUUCUGUAAAAUACCAUGGCGGCGCUCGUGAUAAAUGUCCCCUAUCGAUGGCCGGGAGGCCUCUCAGCUCUUCUCCCGGCCCUUUGUGGGGUUUCUGGUCCGAUGCUCUGCUGCUGCCAUACCAGACGGAGAUGCAACUUGUCAGGACGCUCUCAAUGGUGCUCCUGUGAAAGACAGUUAAGCUGCAUUCUUCACCAAUGGUGGGUUCGCGCCCUUCGGAACUCGCCAAGCGGCCUGCACUUCAGUACCUCCAGGAGCGGCUUGGAAGACAUGCACCUUCGGUUCCUCUCUAACUGAAGCAUCGCGGCAGAUCAGAACAUCGGGAUAAUUGGUCGGAGGCCUCUGCACCGGUGAUCGGUCUCUCUCUCUUUCUCUCAAUGGUGCAGGAGAAUCCGUACUCUGACAGGAAACGAUUCAGUGACAAAGUGAUUCUUGGCAAGAGGAACUCUGGGCGUGGCAUUGAGUACACGGUGGGACCGGCACUGUCAGUAGGGGUAUGAGGCGUGAAGUGUAAGCGCUGCAUGGGGCCGCUCAUUCUUACACUGACCGUGGAUUAACUCUCCUCUCGGAAACUCAAGUGGAAUGAGUCAAAAUGUCACCCAGACGAAGUGAGGGGGUCAGGGUGUAUGGCGUCGAGCUAUUCACGUUUACUCUACUAGUCCCGAUGGCCGCUGCAACCCUGCGGGUACAUCAGAACAGUUUGAAGGGAAGAGUGGACCAUUCUGUGCUCCUACCCGCCUCUUACACAAUCUCGGACCCGCAGGGUUAUCUGCGGAUCAAAUGGAGCAGGGCCGGGAAAAGAAUUGUGGAAUACAGAUGCAUAUCAGAGCAAAAUAGCAACGCCAAUGAAUGCAACCAAGUCCUGUCUUACUCAGAUCUCUAUCAACACCGGGUUGUUCUUUUCCCGGAGAACGCCUCGCUGCUGCUGAAACAUUUGCAAAUUAACGACAGUGGCCUUUAUCAAUUAUCUGUUAGCCAGGCGAGAGGAAUCGAAAGAGGAAGGUUUAACUUAACUGUCCAGGCUGACAACACAAAUGAAACUGACCACGAGGAAAUAACGGAUACAGACAAGAAGAAAACGUCAGGAUUCAAUGACAACAUUCGAUAUGUUACUCUUACUCUUAUUUUGUUUUUCUUCUGUUUUACCAUGAAGAUGCAUAGAGAUUCUAAACGAGCUCAAAAGCGAUCAAAAAAAAGGAAAUGCUUCUCAGAAUGGUCAGAAGAAUCCAACGACAAGCAACCCCAUGGUAAUAUACUCUGAUGUGAACUCAUCAGACUAUGUAGGAAUUACUGGAAAGGCAGAUGAGUGGUGAUACAACAGAAGAAGGUCAUUUUCAGAAACUGAGUAAUUAUUCAUAAAAUAAUGUCAACCUUGUUUGUAUGAAUUGUUUUUAUUUGUUCAAACAAAAUGUGUAGAUGUGUUACCUACACACACUAAGGAAUAAUUGGCCAAUGGACAAGAAAUUAUCUCCUGGUGCUUGUGCUCUGAAGAAUGAAAUUUCUUGAUCAAAUUAAGGAAAGCGCAAUUGAGAGAAUUUGUUUCAAGUCUUCAAUGCAUAUUGUCAACAUAUACGUUUGGAAAGGUGUUGCAUUCUCAUCACUGAAACAAAUAUUUUCUGCCCCUGUGAGUCUCUCUCUACAUCUGAGUCUACCUGAACUGAAGCCAAUAGUAAUUGGAGGGUGAAACUUAAUUUGACACUAAUUCAUGCCAAGAGAUUCAUCUUCUACAUUUUCCUAGUGUUUGGUCUGACAUUACAGUAGUCAAUUUCUACUGCGUCCACAACAACUUGAUUAUUGUCUAUAUUGUAAUUUUUCUUGUUUAAUUUUCUUUUAACUAUGUUUGUAUAAUCACCCAUUUGUCUAUAAAUGCUCAGUGGAUUAUCAGUACUUUUUAUAGUUUCUUUGUCUGCAGCCUAUGACAUGCGAUAAAUUGCACUGUCUCAAAGGCUUUUCUUAUCUGUAACUUAAGAGACUGUGCAGAGCUGGAAAUCCUGAGCAGCACGCACAAAAUGCUGGAGAAACUCAGCAGGUCAAGCUGCAUCUAUGGAGAGGAAUAAACAGUCAAUGUUUCAUCAGAACUCAAAGCCUGACUGUUUGGUUCAAAGUAGUUUUCAGUACAAAGAUAUUGACAAGUUCUUUGUCCUUUGUCUUUCUUCAGUUCUUUCUUCAUUAUAGAAGAUUGAGUUGGUUAUUGUUAUUUCCUUGUUAUGGAACUUAAUAAAACAACUGUAGCCACAA
This is a messenger RNA of Hypanus sabinus (Atlantic stingray), 3002 nucleotides long. RefSeq lists its product as uncharacterized. The coding region runs from base 1357 to 2025 and encodes 222 amino acids. The record is from RefSeq and is a predicted model, not a curated record. NCBI's taxonomy places the organism in Eukaryota, Metazoa, Chordata, Chondrichthyes, Myliobatiformes, Dasyatidae. The transcript has 7 exons.